UCAAAUAUUAAUGUAUUCUUAGUUAGUGACGUUGAAACAUAAACAAAUUCUUAUUUAAUUUACUACUUAUUAAUCGAGUUUUGUGAAGAUAUAAUGUCUGGAUUCACUAAUGAUAAUGAAACGUACUGGAGUCAGCAGCAAGGUGAUCCUCAGAGGAUGCAAAAUCCUUACUACAAUCCAGAGGCUGAUUACUCAAAUCUGCAAUCACAACAGCUAGCCACAGUUGUCAAGAUUGAGGAUAAAACAAAUUUUCAAUCAUUCAGUGAAGAGCAAAAGUAUGCAGGGCAGAGUAGCCAAUUUCAGUAUCCAGAGAUGUUCACUCCAAUGCCCCAAACCUAUGCAGAAGAGGGAAAUGACAAUGAGUUUGAUGAGCCUCCUUUGCUGGAGGAGUUGGAGAUAUACCCUGAUCGCAUCUUAGAGAAAACCAUUGCUGUUUUAAGACCAUUCAGGAGCGAAUGCCUAACUGAUGAUGCUGAAUUCCUGGCUAAACAAACUGAUUUGGCUGGACCAGUGGCGUUUUGUUUAUUAUUAGCUUGUUGUUUGUUUAUUUCAGGCAACAAAGCGCCAUUUGGUUAUAUUUAUGUGCUCUCUGUGAUCUCAUGUUUCUUGAUGUAUGUCCUAUUAAGCCUGAUGACAAACUCGACAGGAAUUUUCACGUUGUCAAGUGUAGCAAGCAUUCUGGGCUAUUGUUUACUGCCGAUUGUCGGACUUUCGAUAAUUGGAGUCUUCUCUACGUUGCACGGAAAUUUCGGUAUAAUUUUAGCGAUUUUAGUCAUUUCCUGGUCGAGUAUUUCCGCUUCGAGAUUGUUUUGCGCCAUGUCGAAGGAUUACGAACAAAGGCCAUUAAUUGCUUAUCCCUGUGCUCUUGUUUAUGGUGUAUUUGCUUUACUCGUUGUUUUCUAAAUCUCAAAAUAAACUAUUUUAACCCUUAUUGAACGAUGUUUUAAUUAUGCUUAUCCUUUUUGAAAAUAUCCUUAAAAA
Nicrophorus vespilloides is the source of this 981-nucleotide messenger RNA. Its product is annotated as protein YIPF5-like. NCBI's taxonomy places the organism in Eukaryota, Metazoa, Arthropoda, Insecta, Coleoptera, Silphidae. The record is from RefSeq and is a predicted model, not a curated record. Gene Ontology annotation, biological process: vesicle fusion with Golgi apparatus; endoplasmic reticulum to Golgi vesicle-mediated transport. Gene Ontology annotation, cellular component: trans-Golgi network. The transcript is spliced from 3 exons. Bases 94 to 903 code for a protein of 269 amino acids.